AAUAUUACUGUAGUUUGCAUUAUGGUGUCCGAGAUAUUAUCGAAACAAGGAACGAGAUGGUUCGAAUCGAUUCGAUCUGAUUCGCGUUCGAUUGAAUUAUUCGAUGCACGUCUCGUGUGCAACAUUUUUAAUUUAAGUUCGACGGCAUCGCGUUCUGUUUUUUUCUCUGGUACGGUCGAUUCGUGAAUGGAUUUCAAAUGGGACCAAAACGCAUCAGUAAUAAUGGUACCACAAAAUUAUAUGUUACUUCAUCGAAUAGAAUGUACAUCAUCGAUAACGUACGGACAUUAGGACAGAAAUUAGGUUAGAAAUUCUACGAUCAGGUUAUCAGUAGGACCAGAAUGAAAUUUAUUUACUGAUUUUCAAUACACGGAACACAGUUAUCAUAUAUAUAUGAUUCUAAGUCAUAUAACAUGAUUUUGAAUAACACGGAAUCAAUUAAUCGUAUUAUUCCAGGAUUUCAUGUAUAUCGUAAGACAAAUAAAAUUACCAGAAUUUGCGCAAACUGGCAAUAGAACUAUUAAUUAUCAAACAACGGAAUUUUAUUAUAGCCCGAAUAAAUCUCUUAAUAGACAGUUUUCCAAAAGUAGUAAUAUAUUACAAGCACCAAAAUUUGUUUUAAACAAAACAUCAAAUGAAAUAUCCUCUAGUACAAAUAAUAUAAAUGAAUCAAAGUCUUUGUUAUAUUGUCCUAUAAAAAAUACAAUAACAAAUGUGACAGAUACAAAAAAUGAAGUUGAAGACUUAUCAUCUGCAAAAAUAAAUAAUUGUGAAGAAGUACAUACUAUAUCAGAAGUAAAAGAUGUUACAAAAAUUAUAGACGAAAAGACGUAUCAAAAUAUAAAAAAGAAGUUUAGACCAUUAGUAAUCAAGAAUAAAAUUGCUCAAAAAAAAAAGACAAAUAUGUGUUAUUAUAGUUGUUUAACUUUAGGUAUAUUACCAGUAAUUGCAAUCAUAUUUGCAUUACUGUUAGAUUUAAAUCUACCCACAUUUUGUGAUCGUGCUAUGAUUUUUUCAAAUGCUAGUCAAGAAUUACAACAAAAAAUACAUGGACAGGAAAAUGCAAUUUCACAAAUUAUUAAUCAUUUAAAUCAAGAUUUCUUUUAUUUGAAAGUUUUAUGUCUCGUAGGUGGAACAGGAGUUGGAAAAUCUUAUACUGUCGAUACAAUAGCAAAACAUUUUCCUUUUAGAAAAGCAAUUCAUACAUAUAAUGCACUGUUAGAUUAUUCUAUGGAUAUGAACAUGUUAAAUUCAUUACCUUCAUAUCAAUUAUUUAUUAUGGAAAAUUUAAAAAUAAAAGAUUUGGAUAUCUUUUCUAAUAUACUAGACAUGCUAAGUCAAAAAAGAGAUAAAUGUAUUACAAUAAUAGCAAUUUUUAAUGUAGAAGAAAUAAAUGAUAACUUAGAAAGGAAAAUAGAUUUAAUACAAAGUACAAGUAAAAUUCAAGAAAUACUGAUUAGGAAAAAAAUUGAUAGUUUAAUUGUUCCUUAUCAACCUUUGAGUGAAGAAACAUUACAGACUUGUAUAAUAGAAGCAGCAGCUGCUAGUGAUUUAACACUUACAUUGAAUCAAAUAAAUGAAAUUAAAGAAAGCUUAUUACAGUUUGGCAGUGGCUGCAAAGGAGUCUAUGCUAAAGUACAAAUUAUUGAUAAACAUUAAAGGUCAGUUAUUUUGAAAUAUACAUUUUCUUUUCUCUAAAAAAAAAAAAAAAAAGAAAAUGUUCAAGA
Apis dorsata (giant honeybee) is the source of this 1727-nucleotide messenger RNA. RefSeq lists its product as uncharacterized. Lineage: Eukaryota; Metazoa; Arthropoda; Insecta; Hymenoptera; Apidae. The record is from RefSeq and is a predicted model, not a curated record. The transcript has 3 exons. The coding region runs from base 463 to 1659 and encodes 398 amino acids.